CUGAUUUUUUACGCUGCCAUUUUGUCCGGCGGAGACUGAAGCAGCCGUUCACAGGCUUUCCUGCCGCGUCUCAGAACAACCCCACGUCGAGACGCUCCACGUUGCGGGACAGCGAUAGUCAAUAACGUGGACAGCGCGAAAAGAAAGCCAAGGCGAGCUACGAAGGACCAGCGGUUGUCAUUUUUUAUAACUUAACCUCUCGGCCGGUUCAACUCUUUUUUUCCAAGCUAAUGUCGGUAGCCUCUUUUUUUCGGCUAACACCCUCCGCCCCUCGCGCCCACUCCCCCCGACUGAGACAUCACCUGUCACCGCGUGCCCCCCUUUCCCCCCCCCCCCCCCCCUCCGUGUGAUUUUUACAAGUUCUAGCAAUGCCCUUGUCGGUUCUGUUGGACAUCUUUUGCCCGAAGAAGAAGUUGACUUGCACUUUUAGAAGCUAACGAGCUAACAAGUUGACGUGGAAGAAGGAGGAACUAAAAAAAGAUCUGCAGAGGGCGACUGUUUUUUUUUUUUUUCUUUUCUUUUUUUUGGAGGUGAUUUCACACGGAUUGUUCACGUCCCCCCCCCCCAACCCCCCCCUAAGGUGUCCAGCGUGAAACCAUAACAUCGUCCGUGCGACAUAGCGGUCAGUAAGCUAUGUUUAUUUAUGCCCACAAAGUUAUUUCCACUGGUGGCAAAUCCCACAGCGGGACUCUCUUUUGGCUGGAGGAUCGCAGCGGAAACAUGAGCUAACACAGACUAGCUUAGAAUAGUGUCGUAGGUUUAGAGAAAGCAGAACAUCACCAACACCACCCUUUCCAAAAAAAAAAAAAAAAAAAAAAGCCUUUACCGUUGACUUAACAGCGAAGUCACGUUCAAGUAUCCCCCCCGCCGCCGGGAGUCGACCCACUGAUAGGAUCGUUGUGCGCCUUUUUUCCUUUUUCUUUUUUUUUUUGGGUUUGAGCCGAACCAGUGCAGAAAAGCACAGAAGCAAAUCCGAGGAGACGUCAUGUCUGGCCAAUCGAUCACCGACCGGAUCGCUGCAGCUCAGCACAGCAUGACCGGAUCGGCGAUCAGUAAGGCGGUGUGCAAGGCCACCACGCACGAAGUGAGCGGACCCAAGAAGAAACAUCUUGACUAUUUGAUCCACUGCACCAAUGAGAUGAACGUCAACAUUCCCCAGUUGGCGGACACGCUGUUCGAGCGCACGGCCAACUCCAGCUGGGUGGUGGUCUUUAAGGCCCUUAUCACCACGCACCACAUCAUGAUGUAUGGCAACGAGCGUUUCAUCCAGUACCUGGCCUCCAGAAACACCUUGUUUAACCUCACCAACUUCCUGGAUAAGGGAGCCCUGCAAGGUAAGUUUCCGCUCGCCUCAUGGCUAAUGAACGAAAAUCAUUCAAGCAGCCCACUUCGUAUGUUUUCCUCGCUUGCUUCCCUCCCAGGUUACGACAUGUCGACCUUCAUUCGAAGAUACAGCCGUUACCUGAACGAGAAGGCCAUGUCCUACAGACUCGUGGCUGUGGACUUCACCAAGAUGAAGAGAGGGACCGACGGUGUGAUGCGGACCAUGAACACGGAAAAGCUGAUUAAGACGCUGCCUAUAAUUCAGAACCAACUGGACGCUCUGUUGGAUUUCCAGGCCAACCCAAACGAACUGACUAACGGCGUGAUCAACUCUGCCUUCAUGCUGCUCUUUAAAGACUCCAUCAGGCUGUUUGCCGCUUACAACGAAGGGGUCAUCAACCUUUUGGAGAAAUACUUUGACAUGAAGAAGAACCAGUGUAAAGACGCUCUGGAUAUCUACAAGAAGUUUCUCUACCGGAUGACCAAGCUGUCGGAGUUCCUCAAAGUCGCUGAGGAAGUUGGAAUAGAUCAGGGUGACAUCCCCGAUCUCUCGCAGAAAACAAAAGGAUCAUGCAUUGCCCCUAGCAGCCUCCUGGAGGCCCUGGAGCAGCACCUGGCCUCCCUGGAGGGCAAGAAGACCAAGGAGCUGAAUGCAGACACCAGAGCGUCCACCCUGUCCAGCGCCGUCUCGUGUCUGGCCUCCACCGACAUGUCCUUCGCCCGUAUGGAUGAGAAGGAGAAGCAGCUGGCUCUGGAGGAGGAGCAGGCCAGACUACAAGCUCUUAAGGAUCAGCGUCUGAAAGAGAUCGGCUUGCAAACUCCGCCCUCUGCCUCCCCCAGCAGCCAAUCGAUAGGCAGCGCUCACAACAACAACCACCACAUCGCGCCGACGCCGGAGUUGUUUGGCUCCACGCUCUCGACCAACAGUGUGCCCAACCUGAACAGCGACUUGUUUGAUCUCCAGCCAGCCUUCAUCCCCGCCGUGCAGUGCGCGCCUUCCAUCUCCUCUGCCAACAGUGCCUGGGGAGGACUGGAGAGCAAGCCACACAACGCCCCCGCCGCCAUGACUGUAGAUUUCGAUGCCGUGUUCGGGAAUAAGGCGGCGCCCGCUAACGACGGAACACAGCCAGCAGCCGCAGGUUUUGACACCUUGGGAGAUCUGCUGAAGCCGACGGUUCCCGUACACGCGGCCCAUUCUCUCCCGCCUCAAGUGGUCUUCCAGUCUGGAGGAAAGCUGCUGGCCAAUGACCUGGACUCCUCCCUGGCUAACCUUGUAGGCAAUCUACAGUUUGGUGGAACUCCAUCGAAGAAGUCGGAGAUGCAGUGGAACCAGCAGGGGGAGAAGAAACUGACGGGAGGGCAAAACUGGCAGAACAAGACCAUGUCUACCACCCAGUGGAGCCCGGCCCCCAUGGUCCCGCCACCCAUGCCUGUGCCACACGUGGCUCCUGCUCCCGUGGCUUUCCCCAUGACGACACCGCAAGUGCCUGUGUAUGGAAUGGUCCCCCCCCAUAUGGGUCAGGUGGGCGGGGUACCCGUUAUGGCUCCUCAGCCGAUGAUGUACAACCAGCCUGUCCUCAGACCCACCAACCCCUUUGCAGCCAUGCCUGGCGCCCAGAUGCAGUUUAUGUGAUCACGUGACGGGCGGGGGAGGGGUGAGUCAUGUGCCAAAAGCGACAGACACAAAGAAGACAACACGCACACACACAAGAGGAACGAUUAUUUGAUUAAGCUAAAAGGACAAAGACUGAGACGCAACCGAUGCCCCCCCACCCCCAGAAACAAGUUGAUGAGGCUGCUGUUGUCUGAAGCGUUUGUGUGAGUGUGUGCGCGUGCAAGGGUAGCUGCAUUGCUGGAUGUUUGAAGCGGCGAGAGACGAGAGUGCCAGAUUGGCAAUGAUACGGAGAAUGCAUGUGACUGAAGUGAGGGUCUCUGCUGCCACAUUAGCUUUAUUUCAUACUGGUGCUACUUUGUCCCCUUUUGGCUACGUCUGCCUGCAACUGUGUGUGUGUGUGAGUGUGUGUGUGUGUGAGUUGAGCGUGCGCAGCUGCUUCAGACAAGCAUCGUCUUCUGAAACUGCUCCCUCAUGCCCAUUUGUGAUUGUGGUCUUUUUUUUUUUUCCUUCAUAUUCAAGCCACCCUCCCAGACACAAACCCCGAGUUGUGUUAUCAUGCUAGCAUGGCGGGCAAUCGAAUCCAUCUUCAUGCGUGCCUGAGCAAUUUUAAGAAAUUCCCUCAUUGACGAUUUAACAAGAUAGGAAUCAGUACGCAACUUUUGGAAGUUCUCUAAAAGCUCUUCUAGUCCGCUAAAUUGUCCGACAAGUGACAGCGCGCUAGUAGGACAUCAAAUAAAUGUUGAAAUGACCUGCUUGCGUAUUGCUCCCAGCUAGUUCCCUUUUGUCUCUUGACAUUUAUUUUACUCGCCCUGAGCAGUAGCAAGCUUUCUUUUCUAUUAUCUUCAUCCGUCAGAGGCGCCAUUCACUACAUCCAACCUUUCCGUGUGCAACAAUGAUGGUGGCUCCCCUUCAUUUAAUUGUGUUUUUUUUUUUUGGGUGCCGCUAGCCUCACUAUGCGUACCUUCGUAAUUGCUAAUAGAGGCGGUGUGUUUCUUUGUUGUGCUGUGCUCGUCCGUUUUGUUUCCAUCACAUAUUUUCAAUCACUUAAAUUGCACUGAUUCUGGUUGUCUUAAAGUGUCGGGCCCCCCCCCCCCCCCCCCCCCUCGUCCUCUGCUUUUUGAACAACACGUCGGGUAUGUUGUCUUGUGCCAAAAGGUCAUCCAAAGCAUUCCAUCGCUAUCAUUUGUCUGAUUUGUCGUUGGUCUUGUCAUCCUGUCAGUUUUUCACCGAGGGCUAAUUCUCAAAGUCACACCACGUUAAAGACGCUUGCGCUUAGUUUUGUGGCAAAAUGCACACGCGGAGUUUUGCACUGACGUGACCAAGCCGCCCGCAGCCGUCGAGCCGACUUUCUGGUGUCAAAAAAAAAAAAAACGUUUUACAGUUUGUGUAAACACACCAGCCACUUUAGCAGGUUCCAAAACGUUCCUGCCGUUCGAACGUUGGACUUUUUCUACUCAAAGCCCCGCCCCCUUCCCCUGUCAAGUAGUUUUCAUUCAGCUCCGCCAGACCAGCACUCGUGCUGUCGUGCUUCUGUCUCGAGAACGCUGCCUCGUCACUCUUUUGCCGUGUGUAGAUUUGUAAACGCAAAUGAUGCCAUCGCUCUUGGAUAGAUGUCGCUCUUGAACGCUUCUCGUCAGUCUUGUGUUAGCCUUAGAUUCCUCGUAGACGCAAACCCUCGCCGUAGAUUUCCCGCCUCGUCCUUUUUCGCCGUGUGUCACUUUUUUAUAGUGUUGUUCGGCUUAGCGCUCUUGCCUCAUUUGCUUUUCAAGUCUGUUUCAUGCGUGUGCCUCCGAAGCGGGUCAGCAGCCAACCGCCACAUCUCUAAAAUCAUCUGAACCGGGUGCCGAAAGUUGUCCCGAUCCAAUCGGGAAACAGGGGGGGGGGGGACCGAUCGUGUCAUUUACAACUGAUCAGUGUCGGCUGGAUUUUCUUGAAUUUUAAAGGUCACAAAGCGACAAAGAUCUUGCCAAAUGGAAAAGCAAUAGUUGGGUUUUAGAUUACACAGAGUAAUGUUUCCGGGUUUUUAGUACCGGAAAGAAAGGGAUUAGAAAAAUAAGGCAGGGACUGAGAUGUGGAAAGAUUUUUGUUUCGUAGCCAACUGUCAGGACAAUCCGAAAAAUUCUACUAAAAAAAUAUGGAAAGAGCGACCGACAGAUUAGCAAAUGUGACUCAUUGAAACCGUCUAACUUGCGUGAAUUAUUUUGUGACAAGCAAACUUGUGCUUCGGCCCGUCAUACGAAUAACUAAGACGCUCUUCUAAAUUCAAAUGUAAAUGUUUGGUGAAAUCAAACGUCAUUUAGGAUAGAAAUCCUGUACCGUCUACUACAUUAGUAUCGGAUCACACUCGGUAUCGACCGAUACUGGAAAUCAAGUGACUCGAAUGGGGGGGUAAAAAAAAUAAUGUGAUCGGGACAUCCCUACUCAGCACUUUUUUUCCCCCGCAUGUUGCUGUCAAGGGUGUAGUCACGCCGGCAGCUUGAGCACAUCUUGCUGUGUGUGUGUGUCUGUGUGUCUGUGUGUGUAGCUCUCCAAAACAAGCAACGUUGACAACCGUCGGCAUUUAAUUUCCUUUCAUCGACCGAAUUCCUUUCCCUGUAGCAUCCGAAAGGCACGUUUAGCUUUGGCGUUCCAGCUUGGACACCAGAAAUUCAGCAGCAGAAUGUUUUUUUUGUUUUUCUUGCCCCCCUCCCCUAAAAACCACAUAAAACCUCUCAGACCUGUUCCUUAUGGUAACUACUGUCACGUCUCUAGUUUUAUAUUUCAAAUUUCCCCUGCAUGGUGCCCAUUCCUGCGUGUUGUGACAAGCUCUCCUUUGCCCCCAAAGACUUUGAUUUUGCCGUUAAUGAUUGGUGAGUUCAUGCGGGUUCUGCUUUUCGGCUCGAUUUCAUGUUCAGUACCGACCGGUUGCUUCCUGGGAGCAGGGAAGGAAAACACGUAAGAGCCCUUGAAACUAAUGUUCAAAUCAGUGAGUGAGUGCAUGGUUGUAGCAUUGAAUUUUUUUUUCUUUUCUAAAAAGCAUGUGACGGUGGCCAUCGUUGACUUUUACCACAGUUCCCACAUGGAUUCUGACCCCCCCCCCCUUCCUUGUAAUUUUUUUUUUUCGUUGGGCUCACUCCUCUGUUGUAGUUGAGCCACAGCAGCAAAGUGUCCCCCAAAGAUGUUACGUUGUCAAUUUUGUUGUGAUUCUGCUGCCACCUAACGUUCACUUCAUGUAUUGCAGCUUUAUGGAAAAAAAAAAAUCUGGUAAAGUGGUGGCAUUUUUUGUAAUCAUCAUAACCUGCAUUAUGUUCAUUUAUGCUAUUUGGAAAUUGAGUUAAUAAUGAAAGAUAUCAGCACAGAUGUAAUAUUACUGCUCAUGUACCCCUUCCCGCUGUCAUACAGUGAUGCCAAACGCUUUUUGAGCUGGUGCCACUUUUGAAUCUCGUCUCUUUGUACAUGAUUUCUAUUUAUUUAAUGCAGAAUUAUACGGAUCGUAUCGAGCAUGGAAAGGUGUAAAACGACAAAAAUCACAGGCUUUUAUUUUACAGCAGUAUAUUUGUUUAUUCAGAGGAUUGGUUUUUCUGUCUUUUUGGAAGAAAUAAAGUCAUUUUCCAUUACUA
Molecule: messenger RNA, 6537 nt
Organism: Syngnathus typhle (broad-nosed pipefish)
Lineage: Eukaryota; Metazoa; Chordata; Actinopteri; Syngnathiformes; Syngnathidae
Product: phosphatidylinositol-binding clathrin assembly protein
Exons: 19
Coding region: 986-2956 (656 amino acids)
Biological process (GO): clathrin-dependent endocytosis; clathrin coat assembly; synaptic vesicle budding from presynaptic endocytic zone membrane
Cellular component (GO): extrinsic component of presynaptic endocytic zone membrane; synaptic vesicle; clathrin-coated pit
Molecular function (GO): phosphatidylinositol-4,5-bisphosphate binding; clathrin heavy chain binding; 1-phosphatidylinositol binding
Source: RefSeq, a predicted model, not a curated record